UCCACGAGGUCGAGGUCAAUAAUAACAAUGGCGCAUAACUGUUGCACGAAGGAGAAGGUGAGGAAAGGGUUGUGGUGCCCAGAAGAAGACGAGAAGCUCUUCAACUUCAUCACAUCCCAUGCGCCUGCUUCUUGGAGCUCUGUUCCCAAGCUCGCAGGUCUGGAAAGGUGCGGGAAGAGCUGCAGGCUGAGGUGGAUGAACUACCUGCGGCCCGAUCUGAAGAAGGAAUGUUUCAGCGUCGAGGAGGAGACGAUGAUCAUCCACCUCCACAGGAUGCUGGGCAACAGAUGGGCUCAGAUCGCCAGGCAUUUGCCCGGUCGCACCGACAACGAGAUCAAGAACUUCUGGAACUCCUGCGUCAAGAAGAAGCUUAUCUCCCGAGGCCUGGACCCCAACACUCACAAUCUCCUCCCCGCUCCCAAAACAGCCCAUUUUAAUUACUCAUAUCAUCUCAACAAUAACAACUAUAAUAAUCAGUACUGCUCAACCAGCUCAUCAACUUCUUCUUCUCAUGAAUCGUCACCUUUGGCACUAUUCAGCGUAGGCGUAGCUCCUCCUGAUGAUAUCAAUGUCGACCACGUCCCCUUUAUCAACUGCAACGGCGAUACUCUAGUAAUUAACAACAUAGCCUCCGCCGCCGCCGCCGCCGCCGGGGGAUCAGUCAUGGAGGAAGCCCAGCAAGUAGGAGGGCUACUGGCGGAGUGCUCGGACAGGUUGUUAGAUUUCGAUGAUUCCUGGCGUCUCUGUGAUUUCUCCUACUUGAACUAG
Messenger RNA from Linum tenue, 768 nucleotides. The record is from the annotation of a GenBank genome assembly. NCBI's taxonomy places the organism in Eukaryota, Viridiplantae, Streptophyta, Magnoliopsida, Malpighiales, Linaceae.